Molecule: messenger RNA, 543 nt
Organism: Lichtheimia ornata
Lineage: Eukaryota; Fungi; Mucoromycota; Mucoromycetes; Mucorales; Lichtheimiaceae
Product: signal peptidase I
Exons: 5
Coding region: 1-543 (180 amino acids)
Biological process (GO): mitochondrial respiratory chain complex assembly
Cellular component (GO): membrane; mitochondrial inner membrane peptidase complex
Molecular function (GO): serine-type endopeptidase activity
Source: RefSeq, a predicted model, not a curated record
AUGUUUUCGCAUUUCCGCUCAAGUCCCUACUGGACACCUACCAUUCGCGCUAUAACAUGGUUCCCAGUUGUCAUGUUCUUUGCUGAUCACGGCUUCAGCUACGGCACUGUUCAUGGUCGAUCUAUGCAACCGACGUUUAACCCUGAUAGCAACAUGCUAUGGAAGGAUCGUGUUCUUCUCAACAAGUGGGCUGUUACGAACCAUCAGUUUUCUCGUGGUGAAGUGGUGACUUUGACCUCGCCUACUGAUCCCAAAUGUGUUUUAACCAAGCGAAUCAUUGCCUUGGAAGGUGACACUGUACAACCCCUGAAGCGUGGCAGUAAACCCAUCAAUGUACCAAAGGGGCACUGUUGGGUGGAAGGUGAUGAGGCAUUUCAUUCCAGGGAUAGCAACUCGUUUGGCACGGUCCCGAUGGGUUUGAUCACUGCCAAGGUUACAUAUGUUUUAUUCCCUUUUUCUCGUUUUGGACCAGUGGAUAAGAGGCCGUUAUCGAAACGAGUGACAGUUGGCUUCAUAUCAGGACAUGACGAGGACUACUUGUGA